CCAGAGGCCCCAGCGGCCUCCCAACACCGCUCAAAAGGUUGCAAUCCGUAUCACAAAAUUGGCUCAAGCCGUUUCUGGCUCAGCAUUUGGGCGAAGAUUUGUUUUACCGUCCAGAUCUGGAGCCCUGCACAAUACUGCAGCACCCCCACUCCAGGCACCGCAGGGAUGCCGAGUUUUGCGGGCGACAGUCUCCAUCCCGUCAGCGAGCAGCGACCAAGGCCAGUGUUGGCGUGGGCGGAGGCAUCCAGCGUGGCGCCCGCACCGAGGCAGCCCUCGACUCCCAGGGUGGCCCGCGGGCGCCCCUGCGGAGUGGGCCACGGCGGGGCCGUGCCGGGCCCCGGCGGCCUCGGCCCCAACAGGAUCCGCAGACCCCAUUCGCUCCGAGCUCCCCAGGGUUCGGCACCUGUGGCUCUCGAAGACCUUCCCAACACGAGGAGGCUCGACAUGCGCAUCCGCGAGCCUCGCAUGGGCAGCCGCACGUCACGCCGGCUCUUGGCCGGAGCCUUCGCGCCGCCCGAGUUGUUGCCGGGAGUGGAGCUGGCCAGCGGCGGGGCAGUGGGCAACCAGGCGAGCGACAUCGAGGCCACCUGCGUCCAGGAUCUGCCGAGUCCUGGCCAGAACAUCUCCCGCAGGUCGGGCGUGUGGUAAUGAGGGGUGACCUACAUGGGGGGUGGAGAAAAGGGCCCUACAGAGGCCCCUUAGGCCUUUGGGCCCCUUUAGGAGCCAGCAGGGGCCUAAAAGGGUCCCUAAACGGCCCCGUCUGGGUCCUUCGUCGGACGGUGCUAGGACGAGGACAAAUUCGUUCCAGAGCGUUCCAGAACGCUCUCAGAGCGUUUCGGAACGCUCUGAGAAGGCCGCGGUGCCCGAGACAUCCUCCA
Molecule: messenger RNA, 878 nt
Organism: Prorocentrum cordatum
Lineage: Eukaryota; Dinophyceae; Prorocentrales; Prorocentraceae
Source: the annotation of a GenBank genome assembly